UCCAUUAUCCAUGACCAGUGUUGCCAUAGCCGUCGGGUGAGACGUGUGUCUGUUCAGUUAUGAUAAGGUCUUUAUUUACCUUAUCUCAUUCAGUGGCCUUGACCAAGAAUUUAACAAGGAUGACGAGUAUCCAUAGUGCGUAUAAGGACGAUGUCCACGAUGUGCCGAUGUCGGUCAUUAUCAGACCUUUCAUGCCCGAGUUGGACGAGAGCAAGGUCGAAUCCUUAAUGAAAACGAUACAGGAAGAGGAAGAGCAAGGCACUGUGCCUCCAAUAGACAUCCUGUGGAUAACGGGCAGCCAGGGCGGCGACUACUACUACAGCUUCGGCGGCUGCCACCGCUUCGCCGCCUACAAGCGCCUCAACCGCCCCACCAUUCCCGCCAAACUUGUUAGAUCCACAAUAUCAGACUUACGGACUUACUUGGGUAGCAGUACGCCGGACCUUAAGUGAUGUAUGUACGCCGGACCUUAAAUGAUGGAGGGUGCGAACGAACUGCAGUGUCGUGGUGUGGCCUUAACUCGGUAUAAAAUGUAUGACUUCGAUAGUUUUCUCGCAUCAAUAAUUUUACGUCUCACCAGCGUAGGAUAGAGUGUCAGUAUGCCAGUCAUGACUGCUUAUGCUUAUGACUGGUCGGUAUCGGCGUGUGAAAAAUGAGGAGCUAGCGAUUACGCUUCUGAUCUAUUUUUUUUAUUUGGACAUUUUUGGCUCACUGAAUACAAAUUUAAACUUAUUUCCGAACAACUAUAACUAAAGUCUCAGCAGCUUUCACUUAGUUUUGAUGAGUUAUUCGCCAGCUCCUCAGUUGAUAAAUACAACUAUGUCGAUAGUAUGUCAAUACAGUUGAAUGUUGUCUGUAAGUGGCCACUCUUAGGUCAGACUUAAGACACUUAAAAUGAGACACUGCUAUACCGCUGGCAUAAAUCUGUCUCGUUUUAACUGAAACAUAAGUCUGAGCAAAGUCAAAGUGCACUCUAUAUUUCAACCUUUCUAAGGUAAGGUAUAGAAAUAAAACGGCACAAAUGAUUCCACGUUUGUAUUGUAAUGUGGUGGCUCACUUACCUAACUACAGAACAGUGAGAUAUGCCAUUUCUGUAUGAUUUACAUAAUAUAUAAUUUAUUUACAAACAUGAACAUAAAUAAUAUCAAAAUACAUUCAUACGACAUCUGCAGUAGUGCGUCCAUCUACAUAUGUACGUGCUAAUAAAGAAACGAAUCGAAAAUGGUGACGUUAAUCAUUCCCUCUCACUUGCACAUUAUACACAGGUAUUGUGAAGUGAGAGGGAAUGAUAAUAGCCGCAAUUUUCAAUUCGUUUUUUAAUUGACACGAAUUAUAAUAAAAAGCGCAUGGAACGCAAAAUAACCUUAGCACCAAUAUUAUUUCGAGUUUUUUCUUUAUCGUAUAGUAAAAUAAUACAAUAUCAAUGUAGGUAUUGACUACAUAAAUAUUCACAUUGUAGGGCUUUUGCAUAUGGCGGCAUUUUCACAUGUACCUAUUAUAAUUCGCGACAGGUCGACAUGGCAACCGGGGUAUGCGAUGAGUCGUGCAGGGGGAACGCCCGACACACCCGCGCGGUCAUAGUUUUAGUGUUGCACAAGUCCGUAUCGACCGCGUUUAUCGGUUUCGUCGUUGCUUGUAGUUUUGUGUAUUGAAAAUAUGACUUCAGUUGCCUGUUCGUCCACGAGUCAAAAUAAAAUAACCAAUAAUCCAUUCCCAAACACGUGCACUAGCCUGAAAGGUAUGAGAAUAUUGUUUUUGUUUGUAUUGUUGUUGUUGAGAUUGAAUUAUUGUGAAUCACAAAAAUUCAUCGACUGAAUGCGAAAAUAUUGCCAUGUGCAAAAGAACUUAGUUAGUUCAAGCUUUACAGUGAUUUAUUCAUUAACAUAAUAGAAUUUCAUUAAUUGUUCCAAAGAUCAGGCUCAGUAAAAUAAAAUUGCAUACAAUAUGAACACAAAAUAAUAUUUAAAACUAAUUUUUUACAUAUAGCACAUUUACAGAGAUCAUGAGCAAUAACUUUGUGCAUUGGAAACUCAUUGAAUACUAAAUAAUUAACUGGCACGAAAGAAUAACAUUUACAAUAAAGUAUUGUUUUAUAAAAUAAAGUAGAUACGUCACGAAAGUUGAAGCUGAUUGCAAUGCUGCCUUUUCACAAAUAACAUGCGAUUCCAUGGUCCCCAGCUGUAAAAUAGUAAAAGUUUCUUAUUACUAACUUUUUCACUGCUCGCACUGCGAGACAUAAAAGGCGCCUAAUUGAUUUUUCCUUGUUUUCCAACUUUCGUAACGCACAAUGUAAUAAUUUCUAUACCUUCCUCCUUUUCUAUAAUGCGUUUCUCUAGACGUCUAGAGACCUUCUAAAAAAAUAAUUGCAUUAAAUAUUGCAUUGAACUAUUAUAAUACGCCACAAAAAAUUCAAUUUCAUUAAAGCUACAUAUUUAAAGCACAAUAUUCAGAACAUUAUGCCCAAACUAUAUUUAAAGUGGAGGAGAAUACUCCCACUAAAGGAGUUUUAGAACGUUAUACUUAUAACAUCUGUCCUAAGUAUAACAUUUUACAACACACAGUUAUAUAUUGUUAUGAUGUUUUACAACAUUACAUAAUAAGGAAUAUUACUGAAGUGGUACACUGGUGUGAGAGGAUAACAGAGAAUUUUCAUCUAUGUCACAACAAUCAUUAUAUAAUAAUAUGUAAUACAUUGCGAUCAAACUAAGAAUAGGAACGGCUGUCCGCCAUGUUGUGAUAGCUAUCAGGUAUAUUUUAUUUCAAUGUGAAAAUUCUUGGAAACUGAAUGAUUAAGACUGUUGACAGAUCAAGGCCACGGACUUUCUUACUUUGAUCGCAUUGUAUUUUGUAUGACAUCAACACUAAAUCAAGUUAUAACAAUAGAAACGUUCACAUUACAAGCAGUUCUUGGCUAUUGCACUCGUAGGUAUUCUAUAGACGUGUUAUGUUUUAUGUCGCGACCAAUCAAAAUUUGCACUGUGCAAGCUAUUGCACAAAAGCACAAAUAUUCAUUAUGGACGUCUUUACGUGAAAAAUGUUUCAAAUUAGCGCUAUUAGUAUGCAGCGUUCAAACAGACGAGGCAUAUUUUAUUAGUCUGAGUAUUUUAUACAAAUCAUUGUAAUGUGAAGCAGGCUUUAUUCGCUACUCUACACAGUUGAUCUCUUUUUGGUGUCAAUUUCGAUAUAUUUCAAAAAUAUACUUGUAAAUGGAAGGAAACAAUCAUUGUAUAUGUUACUCUAUGCAUAAUAGAGGUAGAAACCAAUUUACAAUAGCAAUAUAACUAUGGAUUAUUUAUUGUAUGUAUUAUUGCCAUGCUUUUCUCACACCCACGCUUAAAAAUCAAAACUUAAUCAUGAUAAAAUAUAUGGUAUCAUCAUUUUACUUAUAUUAACACUGUUACUACAAUAUAGACAUGUUAUGUUACAGUGUUGUUAUAAUGAGUUAAAUAAUUACUCAGAUCUUUUGAUAAAUUGAUUUAAUCAUUAUGCUAUUGAAAGUUUCAUAUUAAAGGCAAUAAAGCAAUGGUUAGAAAGUAGCUAAGUAAAUAAACAUUUUAAGUCAUUAUAAUACCGGUAACAAUAUUAAAUAUUGUUAAAGAUAUCAUAUUUAUAAUUUUUGUGAAUAUAACAGUUUUAGCUCACAGACACAAUAUUGGUCUUAGUAUUCUCUAGUUUUAAGUAGUUUAGUUGAUAAUUUGUAUGAAUUGUAUUUUUAUUUUAUUUUUUGUGAUUUUGUUGAGCCGAAUAAACUUUUAUUUAUUUAUUUAUUUAUUUAAUAACGUUGUUAUCACUAUAUUAUGCGUUGACUGUCAAAACUGGGCGAGCAACUUACAAUUGGUGAUACAUUUUCUUCAAAUUGUAAUAAAUAAUUAUUAAAUUUAAUAAAUAUUCAUGUAAGGAAUGUUAAAACCAGCAAAAUUACAAUUGAUGAUACAAUAAUUUGAUACAUUUAUUUAAAAUUGUAAUAAUUAUGAAUAUUUCAUUCACCUUAAAUUAUUAUAUUCAUGUUUGGCCUGUCAAUUACCAAUAUACACUUGUUUCCGUUUAAAAUUAUGUUAACAGUGAACAUUUACUUUAAUAUUUACAAUAUUUAAGACACAAUUUCAGAUUUCUAUGUGAAUGUAAAACAGUUUUUAUUUGCUAUUAAUGAUUUUAGAUAUAUAGAUAAAUUGGUGGGCUUAUAAAGCCGAGUCUCCACGUUCAUACAUGUUCGACGAACAAGAACUGUUAUAAAGUCAAUCAGUACCUACACACGUCGAGACUUAGCUUAAUGUUAAAAAUAAAAAUUAUAAAAAGUAAAAUAUGAAUUUACUUUCUUUAGGUAUGUCUGUAGCAUUAUUGUUAGCAGUUUUAUUUACAAUAUUCCAAUAUUCGUUUUGGAAUUAACCUAUGUUAAAUGAAAUUAUUUUUGAAAUAGUUCUGGGGUUUCUGGGAUCAUUAUCUCAUAGACUUUUAAGCUUAAAGAAUGUAAUGUUUAAUUAAAAAUGUAGGUACGCUGGAAUGUAAAACAAAGUACAUGAGUUUACAAAAUCAAAAUCAUGUUGAAGUGUAAAAAUAUGGUUUUAUUUACCUACAUAAAAUUCUAACUGAAAAAAAAAAAUUAGGCAUAUUUUGAAAUCCUAGAAUUAUUAACAGUGAUGAAAAACGAAUUAGUUUGGCACUCGAUCUCACUAUACAUUGAAUGUUAGUUAUUUAUUUAUGCUAUGCAAUAAAGAGCCGAAUAAUCUUUAACAGAGGGAUUUUUGAUAAAUCGUGUAGGAAAAUUGUCAAAUUUCUCAUAUUCCUCGGUCAGGUUAUGUAUUUGAAAAAUCAAUCUUAGACAAUUUCUGAAAUCGCAUAAUGCCGAUGAAUGAUCACAACUUUUAUAUUUAAAAAUGGUAAAUUUUACUAGUUUUAUAACGGUCAUAAUUAUGCUCUUGAAUGUUGAGUAUACGUCUUUGGCAGUGUCCGUACGAUAAAAUGGUAAAAAUAUUAUAAGCCAUCGGGGAUAUAUGGAAUUAACAAUAUUAUAAGAGAGCUACUAUUAGAGACAGGUACCCGAGACAAUACUUAAAAGUGUAUAUUAUUUUGCUUUGAUUAAGAUCCGUGUAUGGUUCUUCACCUAAAAUAAAAUAUAAUAUCAUUAUGUAAUAAUAUGUUUAUUCACAACAUAGAUGGACUUUCGUAAUCCAUCUACCUAAUGCUAAUUUUUUAAAUUGCAUAUACUAGAUACCUAUCUAUCAAGGAAUUUAACAUUUAAUAUGGAUUUGACGAUCUUUUUAAAACUGUAGGACCAAGAAGAGGUAAAUAUUUUUUUUUAAAAUUUUAUAUACAUAUUUUUAUUUAUUUUAUUAUUUUAGUUACAUUAAGAUUUAUUGGGAUUUGAAGCAAUCUUUUUAAAAUGUCUAAAGGGAUUUUUAUUAUAUUAUAAUCAUUUAUUUUUAGAUUUCAUUUGAACAUUUUAUUAACACUAUAUAAAUAUAUAGAUAUUGAUGUUAAUUCGGUUGUAAACAAGCCCUUAAGUAUAUAAAUAAGUUUAAAAAUAAUGCUAUCCUUUUCUUCAGCAAAUAUUGUGAAAAAGAGAGUACUAUUUAGCAUGUAGAUUUGUGUACAACCAAAGUAGCACAAUUAUCUGCUGAAUUU
Molecule: messenger RNA, 5622 nt
Organism: Maniola jurtina (meadow brown)
Lineage: Eukaryota; Metazoa; Arthropoda; Insecta; Lepidoptera; Nymphalidae
Gene: Srx
Product: putative sulfiredoxin
Exons: 3
Coding region: 60-452 (130 amino acids)
Biological process (GO): cellular response to oxidative stress
Cellular component (GO): cytoplasm
Molecular function (GO): sulfiredoxin activity
Source: RefSeq, a predicted model, not a curated record